This is a messenger RNA of Emys orbicularis (European pond turtle), 1350 nucleotides long. It is a transcript of the gene BHLHE41, whose product is annotated as basic helix-loop-helix family member e41. The transcript has 5 exons. Gene Ontology annotation, biological process: regulation of neurogenesis; anterior/posterior pattern specification; circadian regulation of gene expression. Gene Ontology annotation, molecular function: DNA-binding transcription factor activity, RNA polymerase II-specific; protein dimerization activity; RNA polymerase II cis-regulatory region sequence-specific DNA binding. The coding region runs from base 1 to 1350 and encodes 449 amino acids. The record is from RefSeq and is a predicted model, not a curated record. Gene Ontology annotation, cellular component: nucleus. NCBI's taxonomy places the organism in Eukaryota, Metazoa, Chordata, Testudines, Emydidae.
AUGGAUGAAGGAAUCCCUCGUUUGCAAGACAGGCAGUUGCUAGAACAUGUGGAUUUUAUAGGACUGGACUAUCCAUCCUUGUAUUUGUGCAAACCCAAAAGAGGCAUGAAAAGAGACGAGAGUAAGGAAACAUACAAACUGCCACAUAGAUUGAUAGAAAAGAAGAGGCGAGACAGGAUUAAUGAAUGCAUUGCUCAGCUAAAAGAUUUAUUGCCUGAGCAUCUGAAAUUGACGACAUUGGGGCAUCUGGAGAAAGCUGUAGUUUUGGAAUUAACUUUGAAACACUUGAAAGCUUUAACAGCCUUAACGGAGCAACAGCAUCAGAAUAUAAUUGCUUUACAGAAUGGGGAGCGGUCUAUGAAGUCCCCCAUUCAGUGCGACCUGGAUGCUUUCCAUUCGGGAUUUCAAACGUGCGCCAAAGAAGUCUUGCAAUACCUCUCCAGGUUUGAAAGCUGGACUCCCAGAGAGCAGAGAUGUGCCCAGCUCGUAAACCAUCUGCACGCGGUUUCCACUCAGUUCUUACCCAGCCCCCAGCUGUUGACUCCACAGGUCCCUGUGAGCAAAGGAUCCUCCUCCUCCUGUACACAAGAUCGCACCGGGCAAAAGCUGGAGGCUCAGACUAACUGCGUCCCUGUCAUCCAGCGGACUCACCCGCCCGUGGAGCUCGGCGGGGAGAACGACACAGACACGGAUAGCGGCUAUGGGGGGGAGAGCGAGGGCCGGCCGGAUCGAGAGAAAGGCCAAGCGGCUGGGCUGCCCGGCGUGACUAUCAAACAGGAGCCUGCCGGGGACGAGGCCCCAGCGCCCAAGAGGCUGAGGCUGGAUUGCAGCAGCAGCGCCACGCUCCCUGCUGCUGCCGCCGCCGCGCUGAGCCCGGAGCACCAGGCAGCUGCUGCCCUGCUGAGACCCGACGCCGCCCUGCUCAGCUCCCUCAUGGCCUUUGGCGGGGGCGGGGCUGCUUUUGGCCCGCAAGCCGCCGCCGCCCCCCUUUGCCUGCCCUUCUACUUCAUCUCCCCCUCCGCGGCCGCGGCCUACAUGCAGCCCUUGCUGGACAAGAGCAACCUGGAGAAAUAUCUGUACCCGGCCGCCGCCCCCAUCCCUUUGCUCUACUCCGGAAUCCCGGCCCAGGCCGCCGCCGCUGCCUUCCCCUGUCUGUCCUCGGUGCUGGCGCCGGCUGAUAAGGCGAACGCAGCCGCCGCCGCCGCCGCGGCCCUUCUGCCUCUUGACAUGGUCUCUGCUGGGCAGCACCUGCCCCAUCUCUUCGCUGCUGCCUGCGAGACCGGGCCCAGCCUGGACAGUGAUCUUCCCUCCCCGGAAGAUCUUUUGCAGCCCGGAAAGGAAAGCCCCUGA